AUGGUUGAGUCUCCGCUUCCGGUGGUUGGGGUGGCGUUGCAGGCGCAGCCGAUCGUCCACGAUGCCGUCGUCGUGGCCGUCGUCGUGGAAGGCGUCGAGAUGGGCGGCGUCGAACAGGCGCAGCCGCUCGUCGCCAGCAUGCAGCGGGCGCACGAGGCGCCCCCGACAGUCGCCCCAGACGGCCGGCCGGCCGGCGCGUGGUCGUCGGACAUCUGUGACUGCUGCUCGCAGUGCAUCCCGACCUGCUUUAUGGCUUGCUGCUGCGAGCCCUGCGCGCUCGGUCAGCUCGCCGAGCGCCUAAAGAGAAACGGUUCGCCGCUCUGCGGCAACCCGUCAUGCGGCUACUGGCGAAUCAUGCUCGCGCUGUUCUUCUGUUCCCUUGUCGUCUCCUGGCAACCCUUGGUACCUGUGUGGACUUGGUACCUGUACUUCGUCGUCAGUGUCGCCACUGGCAUCUUGGUAAGGAAGAGCCUGCGUGUGUACUACUCCAUCCCGGGGCCCGACUGCUGCCCCUCGGAAUGCUGCCGGCCGUGCGACGACUUUUUCACCAUGUGGUGCUGCGGGCCGUGCGCCGUCGCGCAGAUGCUGCGCCACGUCUUCCCGUACGAGUCCGUCCGGCCGACUAUCGAUAUCAAAGGCUCAUUCUUCAGCUUCGGCAUCGCUAAUCUCGGCCCGGACACGGGGAUGCCAGCACAGCGAUCGAUCCAUGCGGCUCUCAGAUAG
Molecule: messenger RNA, 723 nt
Organism: Emiliania huxleyi CCMP1516
Lineage: Eukaryota; Haptophyta; Isochrysidales; Noelaerhabdaceae
Exons: 2
Coding region: 1-723 (240 amino acids)
Source: RefSeq, a predicted model, not a curated record